AUCCUGAGUCCCGGUCCUGGUCCCGCAGCCGUUUUGGACUUGUCUCGUGGUGUCCGCGUGCACCCCUCUCCCUUCCUUGGUUUCGUGGCCCGUUACCCCACCCUGCUUCCUCUCCGUGGGCACCUGACGCCGCGACCCCGGCCCCGAGCUGGCUUUGCCGGCCAAUCGGCUCGCCCGCGCCGACCACCGCGCCUCUUCCCCUCGCCGAGAUCGCCUGAAAAGGCAAGCGAGGCCAGCCCGAUCCCCCUCCCCGCCCCCCUCAAGAACCAAAAAAGGGUGUCAUUUCGUCCUAGGAUCGCAGCUCGAGCUCGGUCGCUCUCGCUCACCUCGCUCCCUACUCGCCUGCUUUCCACUUCCUCCGCGCUCCCGAUUUCCUCUCCGAUUCCUUCGCCGACUCGUUUCUUCUUGGCAAUUCGUUGCGCGGGCCAUCGCCCCGACGGCACCUGGGUACAUCAGCUACAGGACGGGACAGGUCCCUCUUCUAGGAGAGGCUUCGCCAGCCGCCUCCCGCCCCCGUCACUACGGGCGCCGUGGAGCGGAGAUCCAUCCGGACUUGGAUCGGUCUCGUCGCGUGUUUGAGCAAUAUGGGUUGGCUGACCAAGUUUUUUAGAGGCUCAACCCACAAUAUCUCGGAAGAGCAGUAUCACAGCAGGCCUGCAGAAGACACAGCAUGGAAUGAACCCUCUAGCUCUCCUGUUGUGACUGACAUCCUUUCAGAGUUUAACAAUGAGGAUAUUGACCGUGCUAUAGCGCUCUCUCUAUCGGAAGAGGAGCAAAGAAAGGAAAAGGCAAUAGAUAAGGAUAUGCAUUUGGAGGAGGAUGAGCAACUUGCAAGAGCUAUCCAGGAAAGUUUGAAUGUUGAGUCACCCCCUCGCAGAAAUGGCAGUGCCAAUGGUGGUACUAUGUAUCAUCCGCCUCGCGAAACUGGCAAUGCAUAUCAGCCACCUCGUGAAAAUGGCAGUGCCAAUGGUGGAAAUGCAUAUCACCCAUUACCAUUUAUGUUCUCAUCUGGAUUCAGAGCAUGCGCAGGAUGUCACAGAGAGAUUGGUCACGGGCGUUUUCUCAGUUGCAUGGGAGCUGUUUGGCAUCCGGAAUGUUUUCGUUGCCAUGCAUGUAGUCAACCUAUAUAUGACUAUGAGUUCUCCAUGUCCGGGAAUCAUCCAUACCAUAAAACUUGCUACAAGGAGCAGUUUCACCCGAAAUGUGAUGUCUGCAAGCAGUUCAUUCCUACAAAUAUGAAUGGCCUUAUUGAAUAUAGGGCACAUCCUUUCUGGGUACAAAAAUACUGUCCUUCACAUGAAAUGGAUGGUACUCCGAGGUGCUGUAGUUGUGAAAGAAUGGAGCCAAGGGAAUCAAAAUAUGUAUUACUGGAUGAUGGUCGUAAGCUCUGCCUGGAGUGCCUUGAUUCCGCAGUGAUGGAUACAAACGACUGCCAGCCUUUGUAUCUUGAAAUUCAGGAAUUUUACGAAGGACUGAAUAUGAAAGUGGAACAGCAGGUUCCUCUGCUUCUGGUCGAGCGACAAGCUUUGAAUGAAGCCAUGGAAGGAGAGAAGGCUGGUCACCACCAUCUUCCUGAAACAAGAGGACUAUGCUUAUCAGAAGAACAGACUGUUAGCACGAUACUGAGACCAAGAAUGGCUGGAAACAAAAUUAUGGGAAUGAUAACAGAGCCAUAUAGGCUGACACGGCGAUGUGAAGUGACUGCAAUUCUUAUUCUGUAUGGUCUCCCAAGAUUGUUGACAGGUUCAAUUUUAGCUCAUGAGAUGAUGCAUGCAUGGUUGCGGCUUAAAGGAUACCGGACACUGAGCCCAGACGUAGAAGAGGGCAUUUGCCAAGUUCUUGCUCACAUGUGGAUCGAGUCAGAGAUCAUGGCCGGAUCAGGCAGUAGUGCCGCAUCGUCAUCCUCAGGAUCUUCGUCAUCCACAUCAUCGAAAAAGGGCGGGCGGUCCCAGUUUGAGCACAGGCUUGGGGACUUUUUCAAGCAUCAGAUCGAGACGGAUACUUCCAUGGCCUACGGAGAUGGUUUCAGAACUGGGAAUCGAGCCGUUCUUCAUUACGGCUUGAAGCGCACCCUUGAGCAUAUCCGGCUAACUGGGACCUUUCCAUUUUGAAGUAGCAUGGAUUCAUAUUUUGGGAAAGCUUAUAUUAUAUACAUGAUUUUCUUCCAGAGUUCCAUUACAACCAAAGAGAUAAAUUGUAAAAAAACAUUCUUUCCAGAAUCCAGAGAUAUAAUAUCUAUGAAGGCCAAAAUGAAGUAUUAAAUGAUUGAGAUCGAUGGUCAGUCUGCCCAAUCAUUUUGUAUUCUGAUCAAACUCUGGAAUGAAACAAUGGCAAUCUUUUUAUAUGGUGUCAGUUUCAAUAAAUACCAGUACCAUUUUACAGUA
Molecule: messenger RNA, 2384 nt
Organism: Zea mays
Lineage: Eukaryota; Viridiplantae; Streptophyta; Magnoliopsida; Poales; Poaceae
Exons: 12
Coding region: 585-2111 (508 amino acids)
Molecular function (GO): ubiquitin binding
Source: RefSeq, a predicted model, not a curated record